Scutellospora calospora is the source of this 449-nucleotide messenger RNA. NCBI's taxonomy places the organism in Eukaryota, Fungi, Glomeromycota, Glomeromycetes, Diversisporales, Gigasporaceae. The record is from the annotation of a GenBank genome assembly.
AUAUAUUACUGUCCCCAUAUGCUUAUCAACGUCGUCUUCUUGGUUUAGAUGAAUUUGCAAUAAAUAGUUCAAAUGACAUUGAUGAUGUUGAUAUGUUUGAACAAAUCCUAGCAUCACAUAUUUCACAUACAAAAUACCCGGUCUCUCCGGACAUACAUCCUUUUGCAUUUUAUAAUAGCCGUUUCUUAUUAUUUCCAAAUUUACCGACACCCCAAAAUUCAUUCACAGUUGUGGAUCCGCCGAUAAUGACAUCAUAUCUUGAUUUUAAUGAUAGAUCUUCACAGUGCAACGAUGAAAUAACAUAUGAAGAAUAUGACACUAACUGUCCCCCUGAAUUUUCUGAUAUAGAAAGUGACAACGAAAGUGAAAACGAACAAUAUAUUCCUCCUCCACCUAUAUCAAUGCUUCGGAGAAAAUCACUUGCUCCAAUUCCAUUGGCAAUAAAUUAA